Messenger RNA from Paraphaeosphaeria sporulosa, 887 nucleotides. RefSeq lists its product as uncharacterized. Gene Ontology annotation, cellular component: plasma membrane. Gene Ontology annotation, molecular function: acetate transmembrane transporter activity. Lineage: Eukaryota; Fungi; Ascomycota; Dothideomycetes; Pleosporales; Didymosphaeriaceae. Bases 1 to 855 code for a protein of 284 amino acids. The record is from RefSeq and is a predicted model, not a curated record. The transcript has 4 exons.
AUGGCUACCAAUACAAUGACCACGCAUCACGAACCCAUCGUGAACGAUGCAGAGUCUGAAAGAAUUACAAACAACAAGCCGCACCUCUCUCACACCACAACUAAUAUCUCUCUCAGCCCAGAGCAGUUCGAGCGCUUAUACCUGGCGCCAAAGGUCCCGCAUGCAAGCCACAAUGCCGCGAAGUACGCGAAUGCUGUGCCUUUGGGUUUUCUUGGAUUCGUAAUCUCUACAUUCACGUUUAGCAUGGUGCUCAUGGGCUGGGGCGGCGCAUCCGGCCUACAAGCCGUCGUGGGCAUCUUCUUCUUUACAGGCCCCGUGCUACUUCUCCUCUCGACGAUAUUCCUCUGGAUCCAGGCACAAUUCUUUCCCAUGAUGGUCUGCGGCCUCUUCUGCGUGUUCUGGCUCUCCUUCGGUGUUCUGCAACUGCCCACGCUUGGACUGGCAGCUUCGUACGGCGGCGGCGACGCCGCCGUGGGCGCAGUCUCGAAGGAGAUGAACGCGGUGAUAGCACUGUACCUACUUGUCUGGGGCUUUGCGCUCGGUACCUUCUGGCUCUUUACAAUCCGGAUAAAUGUCGUCUUUGCGGGCAUCUUUGGUUUUGUGACGAUCGGCUCGUGGGUGCUGUCUGGUGCUUACUGGGCACUGAGCAACGGGCAUUUUCAGAAGGCGCUGCGAUUGCAGAAGGCCGGCGCAGCAUUGCUUUUCAUCGUUGGGCUGCUUGGGUGGUACAUGUUGUUUGUGAUUAUGGCGGCGGAGAUGCGCUGGAGAGUGUGUCCCCCGGUGGGAGAUUUGAGUCACUAUUGGGACAGUACAGACGUUGAAAUUGGCGCGCUAGAAGGAGAAAAAAGAGAGUGAUGGCCUCUGUCAUUUACGAGUAAGCAAGGCGA